AUGGCCGCCGCCAACAACGCCCUCACCCCGCCUUCGCUGCCCACUGCCCCUACGUCGCCCUCUGUCGCGAAACGGAAGCACGCCGACACGGCCGGGGCACUUUCCAAUGGCGUGUCAACAGCUGCGCAAAAGAAAGCCUCGAAUGGAACUGCGCACUCCCUGCAGACAGUGCUCGAGGACGUAGUGUCCAUCUUGAAGAGCUACGACACGCAGCCUUCGAUCCUAGCCCACCCCAUCACCUCCUCGCCGGCCCGCAGCUCCUCUGGCGAAGCUGACUCCAAACGCGCCAGGCUGGCACAGUCGACCAGCUCUACGACCAUCACCGAUCGCGUCCAUGACGGGUCGUAUGACUCUCUGCAAGCGCUGGAGGAAGACGUGCAGAGCGCAACUGCAGAGAUUCUGGCCUCGACCGGUGGCUCUGACACCCCAACAACCCUCGAGCAAACGAAGCUUCAGGCCAAGGUGCUCGCAUUCCAGAAGAUUCUCAGCAACCUCGUAGACCGUGAAGAGGCACGAAGAGUGCAGUCCCAGCAGGACAAGGCGGAUAGUACUAUUGCGACUCAGAUUCCAGCAGAUGAAGAUGCUACGAGGCCAGUCAAAGAAGAAGAGGCGGACGAGGACGAAACAGAGCCGACGAGUCGAACUGUCUUGACGCUUUUUGGAAGCGCACAGGGUCCGAAGCAACUUUUCUCAAGCUUGCAGCAACCACACAGGAUUGCGCCUGCAGAUGCUAUACCCGCCUUUGACACUUCGGUCAAGGUCACCCUGCCCCUUCGAGAGGCUACCCUGCCCCAGAACAUCCAGACCACCGAGGUGUUCCCGCUUCUUGAUCCAAUGGACGAAAAGAAGAAGAAACCCACAACCAUUGGUGAAGUCUUCCGUGCACCGGCCCAUCUACCGCAGAUCAGCCCCCCCAAGAUUAUGAGACCGACUACAAGCAAGGGCAACACCAUCACAUUUGCGCAUGCGGAACCGACCAGACCUAAGCGCAAGGGAUCUCAGUCGUAUGCUCAUCAAAGUCAGUCUGCUGGGUUUUGGCUCGGAUACGGAGGGGUUGAUGUGCCCAGAGACCAGAUAUCGCCGACGGCACGACAAAAGAGCAGGCAACGUGCGUUGAGCACUGGUGAAGCUCAGCAACCACCGUCUGAAGCUAUUCUGGUAGCAGUCCAGCAAGCCAAGGAGGACGCUAUGUUUCGCAGCGCAUACUCUAGCUUCGCACCCACCCGCGAUGAUGCAACUGCCAUAAUUCCAGAGGAGACCAAGAACAAAGUAUGGUGGCAGAAGGUCGGGGAAAAACGCUUCCAUGAAGUAUUCCCUAUUGACCCGCAGCUCCUGGACGCCGAGGGGCUUGCUGAGGCCAAGGCCAACGGCACUGUCCGUGAGGACGAUGAUUUCAAAGACGCCGUGGAGAACUACGUGCCUAUCGAAAACAACAUUUUCCCUGACGCCGAAGAAAAUCACGAGCAUGACAAGGAUACAGAUGAGAUACUCAGGGAAGUAUCAGAGCUCAUCGAGACUCUCGCAUCCCAUCAAAGGAUACGUAAUUCAUCAUUGACAACAAAUCCUCGCACGCCGGUAGUACAAAAUUCGUCACUUGCCCAGCUGGUUGGCAGCCCCUCCACCCCUUCGUCGGACGAAAUCGAUGUUUACCAAAUUCUCAAAUCACAGUUGACCCUGAUGAUCUCCCAACUGCCACCGUAUGUUGUUGCUAAGUUGAACGGAGAUCAGCUGGAGGAGCUCAACAUCAGUCGAACCAUACUUUUCGACACCAAGGAAUACAAGGGAGUCAUGGAAGAAGACCAGCUAUCGAGGCUCGCAAAGGCACCCGUAGUAGCUGCUGUUCCUCCUCCAACACUCACUCGCGCUGGCUCCAGCUCACAAUCUCUUUACGCCGCCAGCGGUACGCAGUACGGGCGACCAUCUUCGUCAGCUCGUCCAGUGCAGGCAGCGCCAGCAUAUCACUCUCAACCGCACCGAUCAUCUUCUAUACAGUUUCAGCGCUCACCAUCUGGGCCCUCUCAGAGCUACCAAGCUGGAGCAGGAUCAUACGCUCCUUCUUCGCGGCCAGGCUAUGCUGCAACUCCGAGUCACAACUUACAGACACCCCGACCAGGUGGUCAGUACUACCAGCAACGCCCCUCGCAAUCAGGUGCCUAUGGUGGUGCUGCGAGCUCACAAUUUUAUCAAGGGACACCGCAAACCCAGGGACAAAAUCGCUAUGCACCGCAGCAGACCCAGAAUGGUUAUUAUCAAAGGUCAGCUAACGUCGCACCGAUGUAUGGCACGCCACAAGCACGUACGGGAUCGCCUAUGAAAACAGGCGCCGCAACAACCCCUUCAGCAUACGGAACGCGACCUGGGUACGUGGCAUCGGGGGGUCAAAUGGCCAGCACGUAUUAUGGUCCGUCCCAGUACGGCACUCCACAAGCCCCUGUCACCCGCACAGGCUACACUGGCCUACCAUCCAGCAAUGCUCAACAGAUGAUGAUCGAUAGGCAGCAGGCGCAGGUAGUGGCUCAAUCACAGGCACGCCUUGCAGCACAGAAUAGCUUCAGCAGUAGGCAGGGCUCUGGGACGCCACAGCCGCCAAAUGGCUCCUACAGCGGUCCGCCAAAUGGAGCGUCAAUGUCAACAUGA
This is a messenger RNA of Ascochyta rabiei, 2637 nucleotides long. RefSeq lists its product as uncharacterized. The coding region runs from base 1 to 2637 and encodes 878 amino acids. The transcript has a single exon. The record is from RefSeq and is a predicted model, not a curated record. Lineage: Eukaryota; Fungi; Ascomycota; Dothideomycetes; Pleosporales; Didymellaceae.